Molecule: messenger RNA, 930 nt
Organism: Papaver somniferum (opium poppy)
Lineage: Eukaryota; Viridiplantae; Streptophyta; Magnoliopsida; Ranunculales; Papaveraceae
Exons: 3
Coding region: 1-930 (309 amino acids)
Source: RefSeq, a predicted model, not a curated record
AUGUCGGGGCAUUCUUGUGGUUUGGCGUUCUCUGAUACUUCAAAGCUUCGAAUGACGAAGACUUUUAUCAAGAACAUUAUAAAAGACGAUAUUAGAGUUUCAGCUAAGCAGAAAUCGGUUGCUGACAUUCAAGAUUUGUUUUUCAGAGAGUAUCAAGUUGACCUAAGAUACCAUCAAGCAUAUCGUGGACUGAAACAUUGUAAAGAAUGUAUUUGGGGAGAUAAUAUCAAGUCGUAUUCUGACUUCUUGUGGUGUGAAGAAGCUGUGAAGCGUUAUAAUCUUGGAUGCGUCAUCAACUUUGAGUUUAAUGUUCAAAACCGGCAGUUUGAGAGGUUUUUUAUUUAUUUUGAAGCUUGCAUUACAGGGUUCAACAAGUAUUGCCGUCCUAUGCUGAUAAUAGAUGCUACGUUUCUUACUGGAAAGUUCAGAGGUGGUAUUAUGAUAGCUUGUGGGAAAACUGGCAACCAAGAGAUAUUUCCAGUUUCCUUUGGGAUUGUUUCUGGCGAAAAUAGUGAUAAUUGGCGCUGGUUUCUGGAAAAUUUGAAGGGAAUCGUUGAUGUUGAUCGUCCAUUGACCAUCAUAUCUGAUCGUGGAACUGAACUUUUGAACACCGUUCCUAAAAUAUUUUCGAAUGAUUUUCACUCAUAUUGCUCUGCUGUCACCAAGGAGCAAUUUUUGAAGGAAGUUUCAAGCAUGGUCAAUUUGAAGUUGUUCUCUGUUAUUGAGUGGAUGAACAAGAUCCCACUGAAGAACUGGUCUGCUCAUGAGUUUGAAGGGGAAAGGUUUGGAGAACUUACAUCCAAUGUAGUUGAAAGCUUUAACAGCUUUAUUAGGCACGAAAAGCGACUGAAAGCCAUCGAGUUAAUUGAAUGUAUUCGUGCUCGGACAAUGGAGACAAUGUGGAAGAGGAAGCUUGCAGCUAGCAACUGA